UUUUAAUAGUUAUGAAGUUAGAGUAGGACUUUAAUUUCUUUAAUAAUCACAUGUACAAAUAAAACACUUUCGAAUAUAAAAAAUCAUUUUUAAAUUUCUUCAGAGAUCUCCCUUCAAUUUAUUUGUAAAAAUGCCAGUACCGGGUGGUGUUUAUCAGCAACAAGGACCAUCUUGCAUUGAUAGAAUGAAAAUGGGAUUUUUUCUAGGAUUUUGUGUUGGAAUGGCUAGUGGGGCACUGUUUGGUGGAUUCUCGGCUCUUAGGGGUGGCAUUCGAGGAAGAGAGCUUGUGAAUAGUGUAGGCAAAGUUAUGCUCCAAGGAGGUGGCUCAUUUGGAACAUUCCUUGCUAUAGGAUCUGGUUUAAGGUGUUGAAGACAUUUUUGAUCAAAUUUGCACUGUUUUACAUAAAAUGUCAUCAUAUUUAGUGUUAGUAUGAAUGAAUUGUGAUUAUUUACUAUACUCCACUGCCAAAAAAGUAUUGCAUCACUUAUAAAAUUACAAAUAUUUCUGACAGCA
This is a messenger RNA of Diabrotica balteata, 514 nucleotides long. Lineage: Eukaryota; Metazoa; Arthropoda; Insecta; Coleoptera; Chrysomelidae. The record is from the annotation of a GenBank genome assembly.